Molecule: messenger RNA, 1136 nt
Organism: Rotaria sp. Silwood2
Lineage: Eukaryota; Metazoa; Rotifera; Eurotatoria; Philodinida; Philodinidae
Source: the annotation of a GenBank genome assembly
AAAGCAUGAUAUAACACUCGAUAACAUGAUACGGUUGGAACAACGUGCAUGAAUAGUCAACUCAAUAAGAAAGUGAUAGUAUAUAACGAUACACAAUAAACUUCACUGAGAGUGUUACACCGGUUACGACUGGGUACUUAGUCAUUUGAUCUGUAUUCCGCUAAUCGAACAGUACUUCUCUCUUUUCUAUUAUAUUGCAAUGAAUUGAUUCUCUGACUGAUAAAAUACUGAUAUAAGCAAUAAUAUUGAAUUGAUUGACUAUUCUUAUAUUGCUAUGUGUCAAUCGUUAUAACUUAAAUAAUAUUAAUAUAUCUCAGCAGUACUAGUAAUUUACAGUAGACAACAAAGGAAGAAUUUCUUCUGUUUUGCAAAACUAAAUAGCAAGGUUCAAAAUAUUAUUAGAAAAACACAAUGUUUUGUAAGCCUUUGUAAUACUAAACUCGUACUUUUAUCAUAAAUUCAUAGUGUUAUAACUAAUAUCAUCCUAACUGAAACAAAAUUUAUUGUUAUGACUAAGAAUAAAAUGUAUAACAGAAAAAUAAAACAACACGUCAUAUAUAAAUGAUAUAUGCAAAAAAGAUACGUAAACAAAUUCAAUUACAGUUUGACCAGAUACAUCAGAAAAAGGGUGUGGGGUGUGGGGUGUGUGGGUGUGGGUGUGGGUGUUGUCCUCCCUUUAUUGACCCACACCCACACCCACACCCACACCCAAUAUUUGUUCAUUGUUUUUCUCAUGCAAGAAUGUCAUCAUUUUAUGUAUUUAAAGUGAUAUAUAUUUAUCUUUUCUUAUCUAUUAAUUUUAAUAUAAUACAAAGUUUUAUUUUUCUAAUAGAUUUUUAGUUAUUAAUGGAGUUUUACUGCAUUUAUAUCAUAUUUUCUUAAUUAUCCAAAAUACACUUCAAUAUCAUUUAGUUAUACUCAAAUUUAUUUAGAUUUAGCUAUUUUUAUAGUAAGUUAAUUGUUAUUUAAAACCAAUAUAUUUAAAAAGAAACUUUAAGUCAAAUGAAAUUGGUAAUUUAUCAAGACAUUUACUUCUUCGUGAUCUUCGUUCACCUGGUACAAAUGAACGUUGUAUACCAUAUUCAAAUAAAAAAAAAACAUUUACAAAUUUUGUUUUAUUUGAUUUCAUGUCCUAA